This is a messenger RNA of Magnolia sinica, 1789 nucleotides long. RefSeq names its product mitochondrial inner membrane protein OXA1-like. Lineage: Eukaryota; Viridiplantae; Streptophyta; Magnoliopsida; Magnoliales; Magnoliaceae. Gene Ontology annotation, molecular function: membrane insertase activity. Gene Ontology annotation, biological process: mitochondrial respiratory chain complex IV assembly; protein insertion into mitochondrial inner membrane from matrix. The transcript has 10 exons. The record is from RefSeq and is a predicted model, not a curated record. Bases 240 to 1571 code for a protein of 443 amino acids. Gene Ontology annotation, cellular component: mitochondrial inner membrane.
AUUGGACCAUCUCAGCAUGCGUGCGUCAGUGGAGAGUGGCACGCGUAGGAUGUAGGGUGGCGACAUGAGCAAAUCGAACUCCUCUGUUCACAUCUGUUUAAAACAUUUCUUCUUCUUCCACUAGGGUUAGGGUUUAGGGUUUUGCUUCUUUCUGAGACUGUCUCGUCUCCAGAAUCGAUUUCCUUCACCUCUUGAAAAAAUCAUCGUCGAAGGAAGUAGAGAUCUCGAAGUUGAUUUCGAUGUACCGGCGAAGCAUCUCCUCCAAAUUCACACUCCUCACCCGACGAUGCCAUCCUUCCUUUACCCACCUUCUUCUCCAUGACGACAAUGACAAAAUUCACUCUGGUCCUGUUGCAGAUCCUUCUCAAACCCAAAAUGGCAAUUUCCUACAGCGGGAAUUUCACAGAAAUUACAACCAUGCCACUGCCGGUUUGGGUGCUCUCUUCCGCGAGAGAAGAGGUUUUGCCUCCUCCCUCCCUCUGGGUCUCGGACCCUCUUUCUGUAGCUAUUCGUCGAGCACGAUCGGGGAUGGAUCAGACAAAGUUGAGUACAUGAGUGAUGUUGCCAGUGUAUUUACGGAAAAGAGCAUGGAAGUGGCAGUCGUGCAGGCUACUGUUGCCAGUGAAGUUGCUGUUGCAGCUGCCGAUUCCUUCUUACCUGUUGCAUUCUUGCAGUAUUUUAUUGAUGGGGUUCACAAUGUUACCGGUUUGAAUUGGUGGGCAGCCAUUGCUUUAACAACUUUAAUGAUUCGAUGUGCUACAGCCCCUCUUCUAAUAAAUCAACUCAAAGCAACUUCAAAACUUACUCAAAUGAGGCCACAUAUGGAGGAGAUCAAACAACAGAUGGAAGAUUCAAUGGACCCUAAGGCUGCAGCAGAGGGUCAGAAAAGAAUGAUGGCGCUAUUCCAGGAGUAUGGGGUCACCCCAUUUACUCCAUUGAAGGGGCUUUUUAUCCAAGGUCCUGUUUUCAUCAGCUUUUACUUAGCUGUCACAAACAUGGUUGAGAAAGUUCCAUCUUUUAAAGGAGGUGGGGCAUUCUGGUUUUCUGAUCUGACAACUCCUGAUACCCUAUAUAUCUUUCCAGUUUUGACAGCAUUGUCGUUCUUGCUAACUGUGGAGUUGAAUAUGCAAGAGGGUCUGGAAGGGAAUCCUGUUGCUGGCACCAUGAAGAAGUUCUCUAGAAUUUUUGCUGUUCUCACUGUCCCGUUUACAAUGAGCUUCCCAAAGGCCAUUUUUUGUUAUUGGAUUACGUCAAACCUUUUCUCCCUUGUUUAUGGGCUCGUAAUUAAACGGCCUUCAGUGAAGAAGCUCUUGGGUCUACCUGAAAUAGUUCCACAGCCUACUACUGCACAACAGCCUAGCUUCUAUCCUUUUGGUGGAUCUAAACCACUGCUCGGGGGAUUGAAGUCGCUUUUUGGGGAGUCUGUAAGUGCAACAACAGCAGAUCCUCUGACACCAGUCAACCAAUCAAAGAUUCCGGACACAAGGAUAUCUCGGUCCUCCAAUGUUGGUCAGCGGUUUAGCAGACUUGAAAGGACAGUGAAAGGAAGAAAGAGAACCAAGAAAAACUGAUACUGCAUCCUCAAAACUUUGUGAUCACAGCCAGGUUUUAAUUUUAAUUGGCUUGUCAAAUAAAUCUAUUAAUCUGAGCCGUCCAUCCAUACAGCAUUAUAGGUCAACGAGCCGGAUUCAGUUCUGCAUGUUGCACGGAAAAAAAAUAGCAGCGGUAAUUUUGUAAUGCUUCUCACCAAGUGCCAGUAGUGAUAAUCUCACUUGUAAUUUUGAUGGUG